AAAAAAUCGAUUUCCUUUUCCACUCUGACAACUUGGUCUUAAUCUCUUGCCUGAAAGCGGCCAGCUAAAACCCCUCCCACAACCACCAUAAAAACUUUACGCAUUAGUGAAGCGCUGUCCAUAAUGGUCUGUCUUCACUGCUCCUUUGCAGCUCUUUAUGCUUUGUGCAUUUGGAUUGUUAAAUACACCGCUGGGACAAUCUGUUCUGAUUCACGGACAACUUUUAUGAAUGGGAGAUGCUGCAAACUGUGCCCUCCAGGGCAAUAUCUGGAGGGCUUCUGCACAAAAACAACAGAAACCGUCUGUCGCCCAUGCCCUGACAACUUCUUCUCUCAACAGUAUAAUGCCUUUAACAAAUGUAUGCCAUGUCAGUCAUGCCAAGGUGCCCACAAAGAAUAUGAAGAGAAAUGUUCCUCAACCACAAACGCCAAGUGUUUGUGUCACCCUGGUUUCUUGUGUUCGGAUGACGCGUGCUCACAGUGUGUGGAAAAUAUGUGUGAUGUUGGCGAGAAGGCGGUGAAGACAGCUGUAGGGCCGAAGCAGCACAAGUGCCAGCCAUGCCGUGAUGAUGAAUAUUUGGACGUGAAAAUGAAUAUCUGCAGGCCACGACUACAGUGCAGCAAGGAAGGACUUGUGGUGCAGUUUCCAGGAAACAAAACCCAUAAUGCAGUUUGCAGGAGACAUGAAAGACAUGUUUAUAUGAUCCUUGGCAUCGGAUGUGGUGUGCUGGUUCUUCUUCUUGUGACCUUGUCUCUUGUUACAAAGAAAUGUAGAGCGGGCGAUUCGCUGUCCCGCAGGCCCGUUGAAGAAAUCGGUGAUGGCACUGACUGCAACCUGAAUUCAAAGGCGCCUUAAUCACCUGUACAGUAUCACGGCACAUGUUCAUAUGACCUUCUUUUUUGAUAUUAUGGUGAGAAUGACCUGAGAUGUCUGCAUGUUGUGUCCAACCUCACUCAACUGUUACUGGAUGCAUAUUAAAGUUGCUGCAGUUUCUUCUACUAGUCUCAAAAUUUUUGUUGAGUCUUUUUAAAAAAAUAGAUAACGGUGUCAUUAAUGUGUUUUCAGCAACGUGUGGGCUCGGGGAAUUCUCUGAGUGACAUCAAAUGUGGUUUUUCCGCUUUGCAAAAUGUUAAUACUCAUGCAUGUUUUUUCACUGUAACCUCGCUCCGUAAAUGUGAGGAGUUUAUGACGAGCCUGCCUUAACCCUUAUCUGUUCUCUAAAUGAAAGACUUGGAAAUUCAAAUGUUGCAUACAUGAUUAGGAAUGAGCGUGGGAUUUUCAGUGUCUGCCUUUUAUGUUGAAUGGAAAAUAUCUAACAGUACAUGCAUGUUUUGGACAUACAACUAUCGGACAUAAAAUGGAGAGCCAAUUAUCAGAGUCCAGUGUUUUAUAAAUAACUGGAAAAGUUAGUAAGUGAAAUUUGUUCUGCACCUGACACACGACACUAUAAAUUCAAUUCAAACAAUGCAAAAAAAAUGUUUCUUAAAUAAACUGCCUCACCAUAAAGAUGUGUAAAAAGUAAGCCUGUGCGGGGAUUCUUUUUGUGGGUGAGUUCGUUGGGCUUCAAAGAAAUCUUCAGCAGUUAGUGGGCUGCAGCUGUGUCGGGUUAGAAUGUCGCUUCUUUCGUGUACAGUAACUUUGCUGGAACAAAAAUACGUCCUGAACAAACAAACAAAAAAAGUACACAUAAGUGGAGUGUUGUGUGUAAUGGUCUGUCCUCACCCCUCCUUUUCAGCUCUUUAUGCUUUGUGCAUUUCAAUUCGAUUAAAAAAAAAAAAUUUCCUUUUCCAGUCUGACGACUUGGUCUUAAUCUCUUGUCAUAUAGCGGGCAGCUAAGACCCCUCCCACAGCCACCAUAAAAACUUGACGCAUAAGUGGACCGCUGUCCAUAAUAGUCUGUCUUCACUGCUCCGUAGCAGCUCGUUAUGCUUUGUGCAUUUGGAUUGUUAAAUACGCUGCAGGCACAAUCUUUUCUGAUUCACAGACAACUUUUAUGAAUGGGAGAUGCUGCAAACUGUGCCCCCCAGGGCAAUAUCUGGAGGGCUUCUGCACA
Messenger RNA from Hippocampus comes (tiger tail seahorse), 2053 nucleotides. RefSeq names its product tumor necrosis factor receptor superfamily, member 18 (gene tnfrsf18). Gene Ontology annotation, molecular function: protein binding; transmembrane signaling receptor activity. The record is from RefSeq and is a predicted model, not a curated record. Bases 124 to 855 code for a protein of 243 amino acids. Gene Ontology annotation, biological process: immune response; apoptotic process; immune response-regulating cell surface receptor signaling pathway. Gene Ontology annotation, cellular component: membrane; CD40 receptor complex; external side of plasma membrane. The transcript has 8 exons. Lineage: Eukaryota; Metazoa; Chordata; Actinopteri; Syngnathiformes; Syngnathidae.